Messenger RNA from Notodromas monacha, 5709 nucleotides. The record is from the annotation of a GenBank genome assembly. Lineage: Eukaryota; Metazoa; Arthropoda; Ostracoda; Podocopida; Cyprididae.
GCAGGUUUGGUUGUAUAUGCUGUGUUUGGCAAGUGACCUGGCUGUGUUAUGAUCUUUUCUACCAUGCUGAUCAUCGGAAAGCGAAGUGUGCUGCCAUCCGAUGCUCAAUGCUGGUUUUCUGACUUGGCCGAAGGAUGCUCAACCUAAUCGUGUUACGUUCAUGCUUGUUUGAACGUUUGAUUGUGUUGUACCAUGGUGAUUUCAGGUCGAGCUGCUUCCAGAAGAUUCACUGAAUCUUGUUGAUCGAAUGAUCUUUCUGUGGCAAUGGCUGAUCUUCCUGAAUCGGAUCUUUCAAGCCCUCCAGGUCCAAAUGGGAAUCGUGGAGACGGAAUGGAGGCUCCCCCUGCAAAUGCAGAGGCACCCUAUUUUGAUGCUGCUAGCGCAUCGUACCGACAAUUUAUGAACCGUCCACUUACUCCAGAGCUUGGUCCGCUUGGAGACAAUUGGGAAAAGGCCUUCACUGAGAAAGGAGAGCCAUAUUUUAUUGAUAAAACCACUCGAACUUCGUCUUGGUUAGAUCCGAGACUUUCACAAAUUCAGAAACAGAAUCUCGAAGAUUGCGCUGAUGAUGAGCUGCCAUUUGGUUGGGAAAGAAUCGAUGAUCCCCAUUAUGGGGCGUAUUACAUUGACCAUGUAAAUCGGAAGACGCAAUAUGAAAAUCCUGUUCUGCAAGCAAAGCGCUUGAAGCAAGAACGAGAGCAGAUGAUGGGCCCUGACCAAUUGAACGAAGAUUACAGAGGAACAAAUCAACCACCUUACUACUGUAACACUGAUCCAAAUGAAAUCAACGGCAAUGUGCCUCAUCAAUUGAUUCAUCAGUCCGAGCCCAGAAUGCCCCAAGGGCGACUGUUCUUCACCCGAGAUCCUAACCAACUCAUGGGCAAUAUUAUUCAUUCGUCUUUACUGAAAGGACCUCGAGGACUUGGCUUCACUAUAGUUGGUGGUGAUGAUCACGAGGAAGAAUUUUUACAAAUCAAAAGUGUGGUUCACUAUGGACCUGCCUGGGAAGAUGGACGAUUGGAGACUGGAGAUGUAUUGGUUUAUGUUAAUAAUACAUGUGUGUUGGGAUUCACACAUCAUGACAUGGUUAGCAUGUUCCAAGCAAUUGGUGUUGGAGAACGCGUGAACUUGACUGUUUGUCGGGGGUAUCCACUACCUUUUGAUCCAAAUGAUCCCAAUACAGAAAUUGUUACCACUGUUGCGGUCAGUUCUUUGGAUGGUCCACACAAUAUGCGUUCGAGUGGAUAUGAUCGACGGCAAGAUGGCCCUGAUGGAGUGGAGAGUACAAAUCAUUCAGAUGACAGCAUGAGCAGAUCUGCUAAAUCCAUGCCGGAUCUCACGAAUGAUGCAAAAGACAGACGUCCUGAUGGUAGCCACAUGAGACCUGGAAGUGCUGAUCUCCUCGUUCGUUCAGGGGAAAGUGCAAGUGAAGUGCAAGUCGGCCCCACUGCUGAACAUUUCACUGUCCUGAUAAUUAAGGGUGCGCAUGGCUUUGGUUUCACAAUUGCAGACACUCCUUAUGGGCAACUGAAAGUGAAAAAAAUACACGAUCGAGUCCGAUGCAAAAAUCUGCUGGAAGGAGACAUUCUGUGCGAAAUCAAUGGCAUCGAUGUGCGUGGAAUGUCUCGUUCAGAUGUAGUGCAAGUGUUGUCUGAGUGUCCCAUGGAGGAAGAAGCAAGAAUUCUCAUAUUCCGUAGCGUGUACCGGUUCCGACGCGGCGAUGGUGAUAGUGGAGCUAACUCUGACUCUGGAAUCGGGCGUAGUACAAAACCCGCCGGGUUUGGAUUGUUCCGAAGCAAAACUCCUACAGCAGACUUAUACCGUACUGAACCAAGAGAAAUUAUUCCGCACCGACCAAAAACCCCAUUGUUGGACAUACGACUGCAGAAUAAGAGCGGGAAUCUGAAUAGUCCAAACAAACAGUUUCCGGGAGCGUUUUCAUAUUCUAGUGGAUUCGUGCCAAAAUCCAGUGAACCUGAGACCACUCGUAGUGGUAAUGUUGCUUUCUUGGCUCAGCAGUUCAGUGCGGCGCACAUUUCGUCAAGAAAUGUUCAGCCUGGUGCGUCUGUGACGAAGGAAGCGAUUUCGGACAACACUCAUUCCUACGGAGGUUCAGCUUGUUAUGGUUUUGAUGAAGAGAAGCCCGAUGACUCUAACCAUGGCAGAAAUCAGUUGGAUUAUCCCGCCAACGACCCCUACACCAGAGAUUUUUUUCAAAAUCAGCAAGAGUUUUACCCGCAACAUGGACCGCAAUCCCCACCGGGUGCCGAAAUGUAUCAACAGCAGUACCUUGGCCAGUACUUCUACAGUUCAGCGGAAACUGGUGAAUAUGGAAUGGAUGGACCGUACGGACACCACGAUGUCUCUGGCUCAGGUUACAACAGCGUGAACCGUGACUAUCCAAAUCAUGAUUACGCUUACAGGAAUGGCUAUUCUCCUCGAGCUCAAUAUGUCUCACCUCAAGUUCGGAAGGAAAGCACAAGCUUCGAGCAUGAGCAGCCAUCCCCAAGUCCUCUCGUUCGGAUCCCGAAAGAUUUGAUGCACGGUCGUCAGGUGACGUUUGGCAACCGUGCACGAGGGGCUAUAGACUACGUUGACACUGUGAUCACGUUGCCUCGAAUGGACGAGGGCUUCGGAUUCCGAAUACUGGGUGGCGCAGAAGAAAGCUCGCAGGUGUCCAUCGGUCAGGUGCUUCCCGGAGGCGCAGCCGCAGCUGACGGUCGGUUACGUCAUGGUGACGAGCUUGUUGCGAUCGACGGUCACUCCGUUAUCAAUGCCUCUCAUCAUCACGUUAUUAACUUGAUGUCAGCGGCAGCAGUAAACGGUCGUGUGUCCUUGACUAUCCGAAGACCUGCAUCAAAUCCGAACACACAUUUCUCUCCAGAGCAUGCCGGCCGAGUAGAUAUAUACCCGUACGAUGUUACGGUAACUAGGAGAGAGAACGAAGGUUUCGGUUUUGUGAUCAUUUCUUCGCUCGCGAAAGCCGGCUCCACCAUAGGGAGAAUAAUCGAAGGAAGUCCAGCGGAACGGUGUGGCAAGCUGCACAUUGGCGACCGGAUCUUGGCGGUGAAUGAGCAGAGUAUUUUACAUCUCCCGCACGGUGACAUAGUUUCCAUGAUCAAAGAUUCCGGCUACUCAGUCACGCUUCGGAUUGGUCCACCUCAAGCGGAUGACAAUUCCAGCACCGCAUCAACCUCGCACAGGGGUGAAUCGGAGGGAAUAGACGAAGAGUAUUAUUCGGUGGAGCUUGCUCGUGGGGAAAGAGGCUUCGGUUUUUCGAUCCGCGGUGGUAAGGAGUUCAUGAACAUGCCUUUGUUCGUGCUGAGAAUGGCCGAAAAUGGUCCCGCAGCAUUGGAUGGACGUCUGAAUGUUGGCGAUCAAAUAAUUGAAAUCAAUGGCAUGAAUACAAAAGACAUGGCGCAUGCGGAUGCUAUCGAGCUAAUCAAAGCUGGACCUACUGUUCGAUUGGUCGUGAAACGAGGAGUUGGAGUUCUUCCGGCGGCCUUAGAGACUGCAGGUUCACUUGCCGGAUCCGGAAUCAUCGGAGCUGACUCAGAUGAGCCACCGUCUCCCGGUCCGGGAACAGCUCACUUCGGGAUGGCUUAUCGACCGCAAAAAGUUAGCCCGCAGCACACGUAUUUUUACCCACCUCAUAUGAACGGGCCAAACGUGGCGAUGUCGGAUUAUGGGCCUGUGAACGGACAAGCGAAUGGACAGCUCAUGCCCGGUAGUCACAUGGCGGUUCACUCGAAGCCAUACAGUGAAAUCCCCAUCGGGAACGGAGGCGACCAAAAUAUUAUGUACAAUUCCUACUGGGACUACAACGGCCCAUCCUCGCCGAGUAAACGAUGAGCGUUUUCCUUGUUUUGGCUAUGUUUUUCAAGUGAGACCCUCAGGUGGAAUUAGUGAGACCUGAUCGACCACACCACCAUGCCGAAACUGGAUCCCUCUCCCCGAAAAAAGAAAACAGUUUCGCGUUUUGCUAGUCUUCCCGCGAGGCAUUCCUCCGCUUUGAAUAUCUUAUGCUGAUCGAUAGACAAGCUAUGGGAGCAAAAGUUGUUCCUCCGCAAAAGGUGUUCACUCGGAGGUGUUCGUGCGCUUUUGGAUUGCGCUCUGGCUUCCGAGAGGACUUCAUGGCACGAUCGGGUUGUUGUGUUUUGUUCUAUGCUGAGGUCUGGCCAUACUGAGUAGUGUUGGUCCUCGUUAGUGGGAGGAAUUUGUGAGAUGUGAUCUUCCCCAGUUUUUUGAGUUUUUAAUCGGUAAGAAAGAGAAAGAACGUCAGUCAUUUGGCUGACAAUCCCACGGUUAGCGGUCGCUUGUGACGGAUUGUUUUUGAGAAGGAGAAGUGGGUUUGUACAUAAUCGUUAGAGAUUGUGCAUGGUUGACCGAUUCAUGCGUGAAUUUUGUUUUUUGGAUGAGUUGUAUGCUAUUUUUUAUGUUCGGAAUCAGAAAAAUGUCAUAUUUUUCGUAAAUGUGUUGGUCGGCUACAGUGGAAAUCCCAUUCGAAAAGUAUGAUACGUGCGCUUCACCUGGAACCUUGGGUUUUCCCGGUUUACGAUGCGUUUCGUCUUCCUCUACGUCUACGCAAAUUGCUUUAAAGACUUAUUUUAUAUAAUUAGGAAUGUUGGGAACUUUAACCUGAUGUUUUGUAAGGCAAGGUUCAGAUUUUCUCGAAGAAGAGUGGGAAACGGGUCACGAAUCUUCGAGCAAUUUCUUGUGAAAGAUCUCUUUUUGUUUUCUUUGGAACUGUAGACUUGACUGGUUCGUUUUACUUUAUUACGAAGCGACGUACCUCCUCAUUCAAAGGAGUUUCGGAUAGCGGCGAUUGGGAAUCGUUCGUCGCAGUGGUUUGGAAAAUAAUCGAAGUGCCUUCAGAUUUGUUUCUGAGCCGGACUUUUUGCUAUGAUGUGCAUUUAGUUCUGGUCCCGGCUAUCAUUGCGAGGUGAUCUAUUGCUCAUGAACCGCGUUUACUUCUCGGGUCUCCGCUGGGGGUUCAUAUCCCCUUUCGUGACCCGGUUGACGUGAGGCGUUGCGAGACGCAACCUUGAAGAUUUGCUGACUCCAAGUAUCUAGCGUGUCGCCGAGCAUUUGUCGGAUAAUGGACUGCAGUUUGACUGGAAAGCUAGUAUUUUCUUGCGUGCCUUACAGUGCAGUUCAGAGCUUGGUUCCGUUUCCGAAAACAGCUGGCUGAAGUUUCCGUAGAUGCGGGAGCUAUCCGAUCUGGGUGAUAUGGUAACUUAUUUUUCGAACUCCCGAGAGCGUAUCUGUGUUCUCAUGUUAUCCCGUGGCCGCUUAAUCGUGCGUUUGGCCAUGUUUGUUUUUCAUUUUAUUUACUGGCCGAUCACAUUUGAUGUAUAUAUUUGGAUACAUCGUAUUCCAACUUGUCAAUCUCGUAUACGUUGGCUUCUGACCGUGCUCCAGUUUCCUUGCUUGAAAUUCUUGAAGCAUUCUUCUUUAUGUCUGCAGUUGUUUCUGUCGUCUGCGCUGAUUUUUGUUGGUACAAAACCCUCAAGUGGUACAUUUUCUCUACUGAAUCUCUGGUCGAGCCCCGAUUCGAAAUUGUUAGUUUUCGUCCGCGAGGGUUUUUUAAAGCAAGAUGAAGUAAAAAUGAGUUUAUUUGGGUACAAGCUAUGACAUUCGUUCGUCCUCUUUCGAAGAGAAUCUUCUGUGUGCCUGCACUGUCCGAGCCUCACAAGCUUCAAAUCCCGG